Messenger RNA from Physcomitrium patens, 1184 nucleotides. RefSeq lists its product as uncharacterized. Gene Ontology annotation, biological process: iron-sulfur cluster assembly. Lineage: Eukaryota; Viridiplantae; Streptophyta; Bryopsida; Funariales; Funariaceae. The record is from RefSeq and is a predicted model, not a curated record. Gene Ontology annotation, molecular function: iron-sulfur cluster binding; iron ion binding.
AUGGAGAUCAUGAAGCGGUGCGACCCGACGCAAACAGGUGGCCUUUGUAAGAAGGAACGGAGGAUCUCGAAGACCAUGCCGAAUGCAGACGUGCACGAAAAAGACAUACGAGCACCGACUAGGGCAAGCAAUCUCACUGUUAGAACAAAAUCUCUCGCCUUCGAGCAUAAGCACAAGCAUCGAAACUGUGCAUGUCGAAGUCGAGGUGAUGGUGUGUGGUUGGUUUUGAGGAGCAUGUACCUCGAUAAUCGAUUGCCGAAUUCCGGAUCUGCAGUCAGAAGGGCAACCUUCAUAGACCAGAUUGCUUCUCCAGGGAGACUCAGACAUCGUGGCAUGUUGAGCCGUUUCUCGUGCGGCUUCUUGCCGAUCGCGGUGGUGCGACAGUUGCAGCGAGGCUGUGGGAAGCUGGUGUCACCGAAAACGUAUCAUGAGAAAGUGGUUGAGCAUUAUAACAAUCCGCGCAACGUCGGCAGCUUCGACAAGGACAAUCCUGACGUUGGAACGGGGCUUGUAGGUGCUCCAGCGUGCGGCGAUGUGAUGAAGCUGCAAAUCCGCGUGGAUGAGAAGACUGGCAAGAUAAUUGACUCCUGUUUCAAGACUUUUGGCUGCGGAUCGGCUAUAGCGUCGUCUUCAGUAGCCACCGAAUGGAUCAAAGGGAGGCCAGAGAAGGAGGUACUCUCCAUCAAGAACAGUGACAUAGCAAAGUAUCUCGUUCUUCCACCAGUGAAGCUACACUGCAGUAUGCUUGCUGAAGAUGCAAUCAAAGCAGCCAUCAAAGAUUAUCAGUCAAAACAAAUCUUGGUAAUAAUAACAAUGGUACUUAAAAUAGAAAUAGAAAUAAUAAUGGUACACCACUUCAUUAAUACAUGAUCAUUCAGAUGAAUAACAUACUAAUGUUAUGUUCACAAUUCUCUAAACAAACUUUUAGAGAUUAUGUAAUGUAUGCAUCUAGUUGGAAAAUUUCAAAAAAUUACUUACUUAAAGAAUCAACAAUGUUAUUUUGAAAAGUUAGGGUAAAUUUAGAGAAGAUAAAGAAUGUGGGUUUUCCUUAAAUACUAUAAUCGUUUUAAACUUGAAAUUUUACACAGACUGAAUAAAAGUAGAAACAAGGUGAAAUAAUACAUAAAAUAUCAGAAGUCGUAACAGCAGACAAAUCUUAAACCAAAAGUUGAAAAUAAAAUAGA